Liolophura sinensis is the source of this 4292-nucleotide messenger RNA. RefSeq names its product phosphatidylinositol 3,4,5-trisphosphate 3-phosphatase and dual-specificity protein phosphatase PTEN-like. Gene Ontology annotation, biological process: phosphatidylinositol dephosphorylation; protein dephosphorylation; regulation of phosphatidylinositol 3-kinase/protein kinase B signal transduction. Gene Ontology annotation, cellular component: nucleus; cell projection; cytosol. Gene Ontology annotation, molecular function: phosphatidylinositol-3,4,5-trisphosphate 3-phosphatase activity; protein tyrosine phosphatase activity. The record is from RefSeq and is a predicted model, not a curated record. The coding region runs from base 436 to 1815 and encodes 459 amino acids. The transcript has 9 exons. Lineage: Eukaryota; Metazoa; Mollusca; Polyplacophora; Chitonida; Chitonidae.
AUUUGCUGUGCAGUUAUUUAGAAGUUGAUUUUAUGAGCACAAGUUAUAGACUGAAAUGGAUAUGUGAAACGACAAGCAAGAAUGAAGAAUAAGUGGACAGGGAGCUGAAAAUACGUAAGUGAGGGAUUAAAGGUGGAAACCACGUUCAGAAGUGUUGUACUGUUGCAGACGAUGAUACACGAAGAGGGUGAGAGAGUAGGGUGGUGUUAAGGUGUUGUGUCCUACAGAUUGUGUACUGUAUCCAACAGACAGUUUAAUCAAAGAAGACUACUGGCAAAGUCGGCAGUAGCUCACUGAUUCAGGAAGACCAGUGUGAGAACGUUAAUCAUGGGGAGGUAAGCGACCACUGACAAAAUAUCAUGGCAAUUUGAACAGAUACCAUCCUGGAAACCAGGCAAGAAGAAAUCUGAGAGGGCUGCGGGAAGAGAACUAACCAUGAGCAACGCUAUCCGUGGACUUGUCAGUCGAAACAAGAGACGCCACCAAGAAGAUGGCUAUGAUCUGGAUUUGACCUACAUUUACCCCAAUAUAAUAGCAAUGGGCUUCCCUGCGGACAAAUUGGAAGGUGUCUACAGGAACAACAUUGACAGUGUGGUCAGAUUCCUAGAUACAAAGCACAAGGACCAUUACAAAGUGUACAAUCUGUGCUCUGAAAGAAAUUAUGACACCUCCAAGUUUCACCGUCGCGUUGCUACAUUUCCCUUUGAUGACCAUAAUCCACCUUGCUUGGAACUGAUCAAACCAUUUUGUGAAGACCUGGACGAGUGGUUAAGGAAAGAUGAGAGGAAUGUGGCAGCCAUACACUGCAAGGCAGGCAAGGGUCGGACGGGGGUUAUGAUCUGUGCCUAUAUGCUACACCGGUGUAAAUUCCAUGACCCAGAUGCGGCUUUGGAGUACUACGGCAAAACAAGAACAAGAGAUAAAAAGGGUGUGACAAUACCAAGCCAAAGGCGAUAUGUACAGUACUAUGGUCAUCUACUCAAACACAAACUCACUUACCAUCCUGUGGCAUUAUUAUUGAAAAGGAUCAAGUUUGAAACAAUUCCUAGAUAUAAUAGUAUUGCUGUAUAUUUUGUGGUAUACCAGUUCAAGGUGAAGAUUUACACGUCCCCAAUAUUUGAGAGUCCUCGGAGAGGGGAAUCCAACAUGUACCUAGAUGUGCCUCAACCUCUCCCUGUUUGUGGGGACAUCAAAAUAGACUUUUAUAACAAACCCAAAAUGAUGAAAAAGGAGAAAAUGCUUCAUUUCUGGUUUAACACAUUCUUUGUGGGAGAAGAGGAGCAGCCAGAGGAACAAAAUGGCCAGUCAUUUCACAAGUGCCACUCUGGCUCUGCUGGUGGUCCACUGCUAACCCUAACCCUGGCAAAGUCAGACCUUGAUAGGGCCAACAAGGACAAGCUACACAAACUGUUCAGUCCCAAUUUUAAGGUGAAGUUAUACUUUAGUCCAACUGACCCACCAAAAGAACGGAGUAGAAGCAUGGAGGAUUUCACGUCACAUCAAAAACUGUUUGUCUCUGGUCAGAAGUCGCGGCUUGAAGUGACGCGGUCCAAUAGUAACCGGAGCAUAGAAGGUUCGCUUAACGCAUUGACUGUGAGCAGUGAUUCAGGGAACUUACGGACCUCAGAGCGUCCAUUGACGUUUGUGGGCCCAAGUGGGCGCUGUGAUACGGGUUCACUGGAGGGCAGCAUUGAAGGUCUGCCCAUCAACUCUCAGGGCUCCAGUGAUAACGAGGGAGUGUGUGAUUUGGAGGAUGACUUGUCAGAGACAGAGUCUGACGAUGAGUGGGAGGGCUGCGAGACAACACAAGUAUGAUAACAGCUCUUCCCAUUAGGCCACUUCAGACUACAAUCACUACCUGUAUAUUUUUACAUAAAGAUAUCUUCAUAGUGUAACUCACAGAUGGGAGGAUGCGAAGAAGUUGAGGACUGAACUGGGGUGUACCCCUGUCUCUGCACAGCUGAUGUUAGGAUGUGGUGAAGUUGAUGACUAGACAGGAGUUGAGAAGAUUCAUGGGAGGAUGUGAUGAAAUUGAGGACUGGACAGGUGUUGAGGAUGUGAUAUAGUUAUCGACUUGGGUGCAGAUGUGAUGAAGUUGAUGACUCUGCUGUAGCUGGGAUGACUGGAGUGUACACCUGUCUCUACUCCGCUGACACACAGCUUCAUGUGUAUUUAUUUUAUUAGUGCUCUGAUACUAAACCAGACCAGCGCUCCAUAAAGUGGUCUCAAAACUAAAUGGUAUGGAGAUUUUUUAGAAUUCCUUUAUUAUGUAAAUAGUUCAGAUUGCACUGUCUUUUGUCCUCCCCCUUGUACAUGUAUUAGCAUUGUAUGCUCAGUCCUCAUCAUUUGAUUAAGUGCUUGGAGAAUUCAACCUCUGGUUUUAUUUCACAGGCAUUGUUUUUGCUUGCUCAGACUGGUACAAGUGUUUUAAGGUUAAUGUGACAAUUGUCGGUUUAAACCAUAUUUUAAUUAUAGACACUGAAUUUAAUGUAUGUGUCAUAGUGUGCUUGUAUAGGAAAAUAAUUUCUAAAAUUUGAUUUAGUGAUGAAGUUAUUUUUCAUAACGCAUUGUACAACAAACAGUAGGCCUACACAUCACACUUCAUUGCAGUUUUAGAGGUUGUUGUUUUCCUCUUGACAGUGCUGCCUAGUCUCUCAAAGCUUCAGAUAUAUACACAUAUUUGUGAAGUACAUCUGUUUUGCCUUGAUUAUCUUUUAAAAUUGUUUUCUGGCACAUGAGCUCACCAGGGGAGAUAACUUCAGAUACUCACAUUUCAUCGCAAGCAGCAGUACACAGGUCUGGAUGUUUUUGUUUGGUCUAUAGAGGAAAUGUCAAAUUCUUUCAAAAUCGAACUCUUUAAAUGGUGAAGUAUGAACAGUCUUUACUCAGCCUCAUUGACUCAUUUGCAUGUAAAACUUAUAGGGCAUUGAUAAAAUUGUGAGAAUUGUUCUAAUCGUCUCCAUGUCAUACGAAUUGAUUUGCUUUUUAGAUGCUAUACUGCAUGUCUAAUCAUGACCACAUAGGUUUGAACAGGCAGAUUUUGUUGGGAUUGAUUGAACUGUUUCUAUAUUUGCUCCUCUGCAAUCUGUUUGAGGUCAGCUCUUACAUGUAAAGCUCUGUACAAACAAUGAUUGAACAUGCCAACUGUUUACAAGCUAAUUCAGGUAAUUUCUGGAAACCUGCUAUGAUUUGCAUCACAUAGGACACUGAUAUUACCACCAACCAAUGAACUAACAUCAUUCUUUUUGGCUUUCAAAUAAAAAUCUGCUCAGACUGCAGCUGUAAAGCUUUAUAACUUUCAGUAGUUCUACUCACCAGAGAACAGCCAUUCUUGCUUAACCAGAGAUGAGUGUCACAUUGCUCUAAGUGCAGAUCACAUGGGAUUUGGUUUUAAUGACAAUGAAUGUUCUGGUACAUUUGUAUUCAAGUGAGGCAGCGAUUGAGGAGAGAUUUGCAUAGCCCAUCAGCAUCCAUCUUUCAUCCUCAUUUUCCAUUUUCAUUCAUAUAUACCUGUAAAUAUAGCUCAUUCACAAUAUACAACAGUCAUUGCACAGGUAUGUAACAGUAUUUUAAAAUUCAACCUGAGGAACCAUGCUAUUUACAUCUAUUUCACUCUCAGUGUAUGUAAAUAGUGUACUUGCUACCAUUAUUACUCCAGCUGCUGGCCUAAUUUAUUCUGCAGCAUUACUCUUUUUCAAGAGUGACUUGUCAGAUCUAUGAAGCUACCUGCAUAUGCAUGUCACAGAAAUUAUAAUUCACAGAUCCUUGUGUAUGUAAAAGAAUAACUCAAUCCUAAAAAUUGAGUUGAAUCAAGUUCCAACCAGUCACAGUUAUAAAAGCUUAGGUCUUUCUGUUGAAAUGUCACUGUAUAAACAUCAUCUCCUCUUGCAUACCUUAUGAUUACUGUGUUAUUAAAUGUGAAGUUCUAGCUUUUAAAUUUUAGGUGUUAAGCUCAUUGAACAGGCAUUCGUCAGUACAGGUAGCAUCAUUUGUUUAUACAUUUAAAGUCUGGUGAAAUACUUUUUACCAUUUGUCAAUUGUUUGAUUUUCAAGCAGUGUUUUUUUCUUUUUUUGUUUGCUUCUUUUUUUAAUUAGUUUGUAAAUAAAAGCAAAUGUACUGGUUAUAUUUUGAAUCUGUAGAAGAAAUCCUGUGCUUUCAGUGAUCAGUUGGGUGUAGGUGUAAUCUAUACAGGUAUCUUGUUAAGCCUAUCACAAGGCACCAGUCUGAUUGACAAUAUUCAUUAUCCAUGAUGAAAAGUGACUUACCAUCACUUCAGUCUUUGGAAUUCAUA